GUCAACAGACAGGUGGCAGCGGCCAUGUCAACAAAGCACACGUACAGACACGUUUGGCGGUUUGUUGUCUUUAGUGCUUCGUCGGCCAUGUUUUAGUCGGACAUCACAGUCAACUUUGCUCCCCAAAUAAGGUGAUGCCUCAGCUGACGGCCGCCACCGCACUCCAACUGGCGCUGCUGCUGUCCGCCUUGCCGGCCCAAUACUUCAUCUCCCGCUGGAGCGGCUACACGGCGGCGCAGCGCCUCCACGCGUCCACACGGUUUCUUAGAGUGUGGAAAGAGUGGAGCAGGUCUUACCUCAAUGGUAGCGCGUGGACAGAGUGGACAGUGCAGCAGAUGUCCAAAGUAUGGUCUUUCCUUGGUCUCAAUACUGAGGAUGACAUGACUCAGAAGAUGGUUGACAUGGAGACCCUGAUGAUUGACAACAACCAGGGAUUUUUUGGAGCCUCCAAGGCGGUGCGCAGUCCACGGCCGCCCUUUGUCUUCCUGCGGGUGGGUGAGGUGGUAAUGGACAGGAAGGGCCACCAUGUUGGGGUGGUGGUCAGCUGGGACCCUGAGAUGCGUGCCCCCGCCGAGUGGGUGAUCAAGGUGUACAGCAACAUGGAGGGUCGUGCAGCAGAGAAGACGCCGCACUACAAGGUUCUGUUUGGUGGGCCCAGGUCAUCCUCUCUGUUUGUGGCCUACUUGCCUCAGACACAACUCAAGCGCCUGAGGGGAACGCAGCCGGACAUUCCCACCUUGGAGAGGUAUUUUACGCAUUUUGAUGGCGAGCGCUUCGUCCCACUGCCCUGGCUCAGAAAGAUCUUCCCUGAUGAUGAGAUAAUGGACGCCUGAGCGAACGUGUCAUGGAAAGGAUGACUGUCUUCUAAGCACCAGCAAAUUUGAAUGUAUUUUACUUGUAGUACUGUGAAUAAGUGGUAGAAAAUGGAUGGAUGGAUGGACUGUGUAACAGCACUGAGUUACAACUACUCAUUAUUAGCAAUACCUCUAAGGGUGAACACAACCAGUUUCUCCCCAUUGGAAUGAAUACACAGUACAGGCCAAAAGUUUGGACACACCUUCUCAUUCAAUGUGUUUUCUUUAUUUUCAUGACUAUUUACAUUGUAGAUUGUCACUGAAGGCAUCAAAACUAUGAAUGAAC
Messenger RNA from Nerophis lumbriciformis (worm pipefish), 1140 nucleotides. RefSeq lists its product as uncharacterized. Lineage: Eukaryota; Metazoa; Chordata; Actinopteri; Syngnathiformes; Syngnathidae. The record is from RefSeq and is a predicted model, not a curated record. Gene Ontology annotation, molecular function: DNA binding.